UAAAUCUAUAAUAUUCUUACCAAGAACAAAACAAAGAAGAAGAGCAGUAUCAUCCAAACUCCAAGGCACGACCACUGGACUCCCUAGCGGCGACCACCAAACGCGACCACCACCGCAGCGGUGUACGGAGACAUCUGUACGACCUCCACGGAAGCGGCAACACACAUAAUUUGUCCCAAUUAUAUCUUACUACCAUCAAUUGUGAGAGGUCAAAUGGUCCACUCGGGCCCCCUUGACCAUUCCGUUCUUAUUUACCAGGAGGAUCAUAGGAGUGAGGAUGUGUGGAAAGGAGUAACACGAGGAGAUAAGGUAUUUUCAUGUAGGGAGAAUUUAUUUUCUUUGACUCGGAAUUGGGUAGUAGAUGAUCGAAUGCUAAGUUAUGUUAAGCAAGCAGGCUUCUAUGGAGUGCACAGACUACGAUGUUCUGUAGGUCUUGAUCGACCUCUCAUUACCGCUUUGGUUGAGAGGUGGAGACAAGAAACGCAUACAUUCCACUUGGCAGUUGGUGAGGCAACUAUUAAUUUAGGGGAUGUGGCCUGUUAGGGUUGCGAGUACACGGUGAUGCUGUCAUCGGAUCCACUUCUCAAAAAUGGUCUGCACUUGUAGAAGAAUUGCUAGGAGUUAUGCUAGGGGUUGAUGAUACAACUCAGAAGCCACCACUCAAGGGUUCUGCGCUCAGAUUAUCUUGGUUAAGGAAAAACUUCUCAAACUUAUCCCCGGAUGCUGAUGACCUUACAGUGCAGAGAUUUGCAAGAGCAUAUAUACUUAUGCUUAUGGGAUCUGUUUUGUUUACUGAUAAGAGUGGUGAUGUAGUUCAACUUAUUUACUUACCACUUUUGACAGAUCUUCAUACAGCAGGAAACUAUAGUUGGGGUAGUGCAACGCUUGCCUUUUUGUAUAGGCAAUUAUGUCGAGCUUGUAGACGUGAGGCAAAGGAGAUAGGAGGACCUUUGUUAUUGCUUCAGUUAUGGUCAUGGGAGCAUAUACACAUUGGUGUACCAACAAUAUCUCGACUUAGGCAGGCCGACAAUAAUCCUCCAGAGCAGCAACCUGAGGAUGUAACAGAUCCUCAGAUACUUGGCUCUCAAAUUAUGAAGGGCAUUGACCCUUUAGCAUGCAGUUGGUUACGUGUAUACUUUACGCGCGUGGAAUCAGCUAGCGGUGGCCUUUCAUAUUACAGGGAUGCCUUGGAUCACCAAAGUGAUGAUCAGAUUCGGUAUAGAUUCUUAUAUGAUUUCAGCAUCAUAUGAUCUAUGAUAAGUGCCAAACAUGUUGGUGAACCCACUUAAAGAACAAAAUGUUGCAAUGCUAGUGUAGACACCCAUUUGUGUCUCCCCAAAACCAAACCCAGUGAUGAGUACCUUUCACGUCGAAUCAUA
Messenger RNA from Chenopodium quinoa (quinoa), 1379 nucleotides. RefSeq names its product serine/threonine-protein phosphatase 7 long form homolog. The record is from RefSeq and is a predicted model, not a curated record. Lineage: Eukaryota; Viridiplantae; Streptophyta; Magnoliopsida; Caryophyllales; Amaranthaceae. Bases 624 to 1250 code for a protein of 208 amino acids. The transcript has 4 exons. Gene Ontology annotation, biological process: meristem development; meristem maintenance.